Messenger RNA from Oldenlandia corymbosa var. corymbosa, 3455 nucleotides. The record is from the annotation of a GenBank genome assembly. NCBI's taxonomy places the organism in Eukaryota, Viridiplantae, Streptophyta, Magnoliopsida, Gentianales, Rubiaceae.
UGAAAUGAUCCUGAUUGCUUCCAAAAAUAUUAACUUUACAUCCUUGUCAUAUAUAUUGGAGAAAAUUCGAUUUGAAAGCCAAACCCUUUCUCUUCCAAGCAUUUAACUCAUUUUUGGCGGCAAAUUGCUGAAAAUUGGGGAAUUUGGAGCCUGAGCAAGGGUUUAUCGAGACUCUAAUAAAUUUUGCUUCAGUUUAAGGCCAUUUUGAUUAGCACCCUCUUUAUGAGAGAAGAAUUUUCAGAGGAAAAGGGAUUUAAGGUACAUCAAUGGCUGACGGUGAGAAGGAGACUUCUGCCACUAUCCGGCCGAUAAACAAGGGCGUCGUUCACCGGAUAUGUGCCGGUCAAGUCAUUUUAGACCUCUCCUCCGCCGUAAAGGAGCUCGUCGAGAAUAGCUUGGACGCCGGCGCCACCAGCAUUGAAAUCGCCCUCAAAGACUACGGUGAAGAAUCCUUCCAAGUCAUUGACAACGGUUGCGGCAUUUCCCCGAACAACUUCAAGGUCCUUCAGACACUCCCCUGAUAAUUUACUUGAAUGAUGUUAUUCGUUUCAAAGCUCAUUAGGGAAUUGCAUUUUUUGGUAAUAGGUUCUUGCACUGAAGCAUCAUACAUCCAAGUUAUCAGAUUUUCCUGACCUUCAAUCAUUGACGACAUUUGGGUUCAGAGGUGAAGCUUUGAGCUCCCUUUGCGCGCUUGGUGAUUUGACUGUGGAGACGAGAACAAAGAAUGAAGCAGUUGCCACCCACUUGACUUUCGACCAUUCUGGGGUGCUUGUUGAUGAGAGGAAGACAGCACGUCAAGUUGGCACCACCGUCACUGUUAAGAAAUUGUUUUCCCGUUUGCCAGUGAGGAGCAAAGAGUUUCACCGCAAUAUUCGUAAGGAGUUUGGAAAGCUGAUCACUUUAUUAAAUGCUUAUGCCCUUAUUUCUAAGGGAGUUAGAUUAUUAUGCUCAAAUACAACUGGAAGAAAUGUGAAAUCUGUGGUACUGAAAACACAAGGAAGUGGAUCCCUUAAGGAUAAUAUUAUAACAGUGUUUGGUAUGAACACUUUUACCUGCUUGGAGCCUUUGCAAGUGAAUAUAUUGGAUGGUUGUACAGUUGAUGGCUUCCUUUCAAAGCCUGGAUAUGGAAGUGGGCGCAAUUUAGGGGAUAGGCAGUUCUUUUUUGUAAAUGGUCGUCCCGUGGAUAUGCCUAAAGUGGGCAAGCUUGUGAAUGAGUUGUACAGAGGUGCAAACUCCCGGCAAUACCCAAUUGCAAUCAUGAACUUCUCAGUUCCACCAAGAGCUUGUGAUGUAAAUGUUACCCCUGACAAAAGGAAAAUAUUUUUCUCCGAUGAAGGUUCAAUUUUGCGCUUACUAAGAGAGGCUUUUGAGAAGAUCUACUCGCCAAAUCAGGCUAGUUAUGCAAUUCAAGAAUUUGAGGAGCACACUAAGAAGGAUUCUUCAGCCCAGAAAAAUACUCGAGUGGAGAAUUUUAAGCUCACAAGGCAGCCACCUCAGAAUGACAUGGAUGGAGAGAAAUCUUGUGACAGAAAACAAUUUGUUGACAGUGAGACUCUUCUUACACCAGAGAAAGAGAGCGUCACUGAUUUUCCCGAAGUAGAAGUGAUGGAAACACAAUGUAUUCAUUCAACACGAAAAGAUUUUAUUUUAAGAGCCCACUCAACUAAGAAGGAAGACAUCACCUCUGUAGGUUCCUGUAAGGAACUUAAAGAACUUGAUGUUGCUGCAGAUAAUCAUUCUUUGCACGCUGAUUCAAGGUCUAUAAGUAAAGUAGACGAUGAUAGUUUAUCUGUACAUAGUCCCUCAGCACUUUUCCAGUCAUCGAUCAGUAAAUUUGUUACUAUAAACAAGAGGAAACAUGAGACUAUUAGCAUGCCAAUCUCAGAAGUUCCUGUCCUUAGAAGUAGAACGGCACUCAGUCAAUUAAGAGAACUCAAGUUUGACAAGGAAAGGACAACCAUGAAAUCUCCAGUCAACUCUAUUAAUAUUGGUGACUCAGAUGCAGGUGAUAACAGUGAGUCCAAAGCUUCUGAAAUCAGCGGAACUGACAGAAUAUCCAUCGAGAUGGAUGCACCAGCCUCUGAUGAAGGAAUAAUGCUAAAUGGAGAACCGGAAGAGUCUCUGAAUGUUGGGAGGAUAUCAGUCAUGACUAGCAAUAGUAGGGAAAAUGUGUCUGAAGGCCUCCAUGAAGCAACUGCUGAAUUGCACUCCUGUAGCCCAUCUGAUCCACCUUCAGAGUCUCUGAUAUCUGGUCGGAAAGUUGGUUCGCCAUUGCAAUUUAGUUUCAAUGAACUGAUAACAAGGAGGCGGCUUAAGCUUGCUAGAUUAAGAAGUACCAGCAAUCACUUAUCCGCAAAAAGAAAUAUUAGAGGGUCUUACACCGCUGCUACUUUAGAGCUCUCUCAAUCGACAAACGAGGAGGGGAAGUCGAGGGCUUUAGCUGCUGCCACUAAUGAAUUGGAAAGGCUGUUCAAAAAGGAAGACUUUGCCCGAAUGAAGGUUAUUGGCCAGUUCAAUCUUGGGUUUAUCAUUGGGAAGCUAGAUCAAGAUCUUUUUAUUGUGGAUCAACAUGCUGCAGAUGAGAAAUAUAAUUAUGAGAGGCUGUCGCAGACCACAGUCUUAAACCAGCAACCUUUACUUCGGCCACUGAGAAUGGAGCUAUCUCCGGAAGAAGAAAUAGUCAUUUCAAUGCACAUGGAAACAAUUAGGAAAAAUGGUUUCUUAUUGGAAGAGGAUGUGGAUGCUUCUCCUGGACGUCGUUUUAUGCUGAAAGCAGUUCCUUUCAGUAAAACUAUAACUUUCGGAGCCACUGACCUGAAGGAACUCUUGUCCAUUCUUUCUGAUGAUCAUGGAGAAUGCUCAAUGAUUGGCAGUUACCGCACAGAUACUUCUGAUUCAGUUUGCCCUUCCAGGGUUCGUGCAAUGCUUGCAUCACGUGCCUGUAGGUCAUCUGUUAUGAUAGGGGAUCCGCUUGGGAGAAAUGAAAUGCAAAAGAUUCUUGAACAUUUGACCGACUUGAAGUCUCCAUGGAAUUGCCCGCAUGGCCGGCCGACAAUGCGUCAUUUAGUUGAUUUAACAACUGUUUACAGAAAAAUUAACCGGGAACACCUGCCUUGAUCAUCCUGACAUCCUUUCUGUUUUGCUUCAAAAAUUUGUAUCUACAAGCGUAGCCUUUAUUUUUGUCAAAUCUAGUCAGGCCUCUGUAUUUAUAAGUUGCCAGCCUGAGUAUAGGGAGCACAGCUAUGAAAAUGCUCAAGGAGCUUAUCAUAAACCCUGUUGGCGUUUUCUUUACUCUGGUUACUGGUUAGGAACUCUUGUGAAUGAAGGUGAAGAAAUAUGAUGAACUAACGAGGUGGUUAAUUUAUCUUCAUCUUUUGUCUUUGUUGUAUUCUUCUCUAACAAAUUUUUCGUUAGCCAUUCUUAACAGCUAUACUGUGGUUCAAGUUUCAAGUGAU